CUCCUGCAGAGCCGUGUAAACAGGCCCGCAGCGCUUGAUGCGGCCCUGCUUCGUCCGCGUCUCCGGCAUGCUGCAGGCGGCCCCGGGCAGCCUGGUCGCGAGCGCAGCGCCCACCUGAGGUAACUCCCGCGGUGUCGCGACCGCUGGAUCUCACGCCGCGCGCAGCCGCCGUCACCCGCCGCGGACGAGGCCGGCGGAGCCCCUGGCCCCGGUAGGGGGUGUGGCUGCCCUCUGUGAGGUCCGCGACAGGUGGGCUGGGCGGGGGCGGCCGCCAAGGCCUGGGUUCUGUGCUGUCCUGGGCCGGGGUCCCAGCUCCCGGCUCCCAGCCGGCCGAAAGGCUGCAGCGACCUCGAGCCGUGGGCCCUUCCGCCCCCGCGCUCGACGCUGCGCUGGGGGCCCGGUCAAGCCAGGGGCCGCACGCAGGCUCUGUCGGGCGCUGGGGCCCGGUGGGCUGCCUGCGGGGAAUCCCGAUGAAGUCCUGCCCCUAACGGAUCCCGAGACCUUGGGCAAGUCAGCCCUCGCCCUUGGUCAGAGUUUCUACAUCUGUAAAAUGAAAGUCUGGACUAGGACCUUCCACUUCUGACCUGUGUGAUCUCGAGAGACCUGCAUACGUUGGAAGCUGCCAGAAAAAAAGCAUAGCUGUAAGUCCAUGGCCCAAAAUGACUCUACCACUGGAGACUGUCUUCUGUGAAGAAGACGAGCAGACAGGAGGCUGUGAUGAGCAUACCACUGCAUCAGCUCUCGGCCAUUCCAUCCCAGGAUGCCACCUCCGCCAGAGUCUACAGAAUUAAGACCAAAGAAAAGGAGAGAGAAGAACAGAAUGAGAAGACUUUGGGACAUUCCAUGAGUCAUCCCAGUAGCGUCUCUAAGGCUGGGGGUCCUCCGCUGGCGUCCGCUCCAGUGUCUGCCUUCUCCCGCACUUCUGUCACGCCUUCCAGUCAGGACAUCUGCAGUUCCAGUGCAGUGUUUUCUGAGUGUUGUCACCACAGUUCGGUGCAGUCUGCUGUUGUCUUGAAAGCUGCUCAAUGCCAGAGUCCCCUGACACAAGGGCCCACUGUGACAGUUAUCUGUAAGGACACGUUACAGGCAUCAGACAGAAAUUCCUGUGGUUCAGAACGGGCCCAGGCCUUGAAGCCUGCUAAGAAUACCAAAUCCAGAAGAACACUAAAGUUCUCAAAAUCCCUAAACGAUAUGGGUGAGAAGGCCCAGGAUACUUUGGAAAGUUUUGACUAUGUGGAAAGAACUUGCUCUGAAGGGAAAUUGGUGCUCUUUCAAGAUCCGUGUCUCAGAACGAACAGGUUCCAUCAUAAAGAAAACAGAACACUGAAUAGCAAACCUCUGGGCCAUUCCAAACAGUCUUGUGUUUCAUCCCUGUCUGCCAAUCAUCCAGCUGCCUCAGAGGUGGGAGGUGGCAAGGGGGGUGUACCCAUGCCUCUGUGGGAGGAGAAGGCGGGCAGCGUGUCCGUGCCCAGAAGCCGCCGGCUGCUCCGGUAUCUGCUCUCGCUCUCGCUCGGCUCAGGCGCCAGCAGCCUGCACAGGCCCCACGAGCGGGAGGGCUGUGCCGCAUACCUGCACGCCGCCCGGUCCUCCGGAGGGCUGGCCGGGAGCACGGGCUUCUGCUCUGAUGAAAUGGGAGACGAUGACGUCUUUGAGGACAGCACUUCUGCACAGUCCAAGAGCAAGGUCCUGCGGGCGCCCCUCUGCUCAGUGGAGAAGGACAGUGACCUGGAUUGUCCUUCUCCUCUCUCUGAAAAACGCCCUCCCAUCUCCCCUGUGUCCACAUCAGGGGACACCUGCAGGAUCUGCCACUGUGAAGGGGACGAGGACAGCCCUCUGAUCACCCCCUGCCGCUGCACAGGGAGCCUCCACUUCGUGCACCAGGCCUGCCUGCAGCAGUGGAUCAAGAGCUCUGACACGCGCUGCUGCGAGCUCUGCAAGUACGAGUUCGUCAUGGAGACCAAGCUGAAGCCUCUGAGAAAAUGGGAGAAGCUGCAGAUGACGCCCAGUGAGCGCAGGAAGCUCAUGUGCUCUGUGACGUUCCAUGUCAUCGCCAUCACCUGUGUGGUGUGGUCCUUGUACGUGCUCAUCGACCGCACAACCGAGGAGAUCAAGCAAGGCCAGGCAACAGGAAUCUUAGAGUGGCCCUUUUGGACUAAAUUGGUGGUGGUGGCCAUCGGCUUUACCGGAGGACUUCUUUUUAUGUACGUUCAGUGCAGAGUGUACGUGCAAUUGUGGAAGAGACUCAAGGCUUAUAACAGAGUAAUCUAUGUUCAGAACUGUCCAGAAACAAGCAAAAAGAAUAUUUUUGAAAAACCUGCACUCACAGAGCCCAACUUUGAAAAUAAAGAUGGACGUGGACUCUGUCAUUCCGACACAAACUCUUGUUGCACAGAACCUGAAGACACUGGAGCAGAAAUUGUUCACGUCUGAUUGUGUGGAGGGUAUAGUGUUCCUGGACAUCCACGGACAGCUGAAGGAAAUUGUUUACUGCCAAUUGUGUCCCUUUUCUCACGUGCUUCAAUAGCACAGACUGGGCAGGUGACUCAUUUUAAUUGCUUCUGUUUUUCGAAACCCUCCUCAGUGAGUCUCCUGGAAGGCUCUCCCAUCGGCUGUGCACGGCUGGGUCCACUUCUGCCAGCAUGCCUAUGGGAAGGGAAGGUGGAAGAGCCCCCGGACACCAGGAUAGGGGGAGCUGGCCCAUGGUCUGGAUCAGAAUGAGAGAAUCACAUGCCAAACUGAAACCUGAGGGCAGAGCAGGAGCAGGGUGGCACCCGGGCCCUGAGGCUCAGCCUCUGCCAGUUGGCAGCAGCCCCCGCUGUGGAGCGAAGUGUUUGGGAAAGUCUGGUCACGAUGGGGGACUCCCCUCCUCACUAAGGAGAGCCGGGAGAUGAGAGCCGUCUGCCGAAGCUGCGGAGCUGCCGCCUCGGUGCUCUGUGCCUGGUGGCCAGUGGUUCACUAAGCAAACAGCACUUUACAAAAAAAAUCUUUAUUUUAUAAUAUGUGUCCAGUGAGACUGACAUUCAAAAGAAUGUCUCUUUUCAAACCUUCUCUUCAUGAACGUGAUUCUCUCUUUUAUGUUAUGACAGCCCUAAAACCCCUUUUGCCUUAUGUAUUCUAAGAAACAUGACGUCCAUUCUGUGUGCAUUAAAGGGACUUGUAACUAUAAAGCAAAACAAACAGAUAUGAGGCUUUUCCAUAACACUUCAUGGGAAUUAAUGGAUUCUAGAUGGCAAUUUGAGCAUAUUUCCUAUGGUUUCAAGCCUGUUUUAUGACAAGUCUUUAUAGGCCUGCCCUGAAUGUCGCUCAUUUGUCAACACUGAAAAGGAAGGGUUUAGAGGUCUAAACAAAAGGAAAGUGAGUAAUUAGAACAAAAAUGAAUAUUUAAAAACCAUUUGAAAACAGACAAGCCUCUGUAGUUUGUGCCGGCUUCACCCUGACAGAGGAAGCGUGCACCACCCUGGUGUAGGGUGCUGCUCCUGGCUGCCUGCCACCUCUGCCAGCUUCCGCUCCUGGGAGGUUCUGUGGAUCACUGCCGAGAGGCAGACUCUGGGACGAGGGCCAGGAGUGAGCAGCAAGCUGCCAUGGUCCACUGGUCAGUGCCCCAGCCACCCCACCCAUUCGUCGCCUUAACUGGACUGAGCAGAGAGGACGCUUAGGGGCCCCUGGCCCUGUGAUCGGUCUGUUCUGUCAUCAGGGAUUAUCUCCUGUUCCAUUCUGCAUGAAACAAACAAAACCAAAAUCGCUACCAUCAAAUGGCCUUUGUCCCUUAAAAAGUCUGCUUAAAAUUGUUUUUAAAAACCUGUUUUAUCACACCAGGCAAAAGAGUCACCUCCAGGAAAGCAGGCCAGGAGGGUCUGUGGUAUGACGUGCGUGUGUGCAGAGCCUCCUCUGGGGGUAAGGUGCCCGGGGUCCUCUGCGUCUUAGCUGCCUCCUGUCUCGUUGCCAGGACGAAGCAAACACAAGGUGAUCCCUUUGCUUUCCAGACUGGAAGCCCUGCGGCUUGAGUUAGAAGGAUGAGGGUGUCUGAGCUCUCGGGGAGGCGUGUGGUAGCAGACUGCUCUGCUCUCUUCUCUCACCCAGAGUCUGACUCUGGGCUCACGGGGUCUGGGCUGAGGAGCUGCUCUGCCGUGGUCUUUCUCUGGCCAAGCAGACGCUAUCUAGAUGCAGCCAGCCCUUCACCCCUUUCUCUGGUCAGACGGCCCUCCUGUCUCCCAGGCCACCUCGCGCCCAUGCCUGUGAUCACUGUGCCCCAAAGUGCAAUUAUCCACCUCGCCCCUCUCAGCUGUGUUAGCCCUGCCUCUGCCCCUUGGGAACUGCCUCAGCAAGGCGCGGCGUGUCUCUGCCACCCUCUGACAGCCAGGAGUGCUCAGGCAGACAGGGGUAGCUUUUUAAGUGGGAAUUCUUCCGUCUCCCCUGAUGGAACCCCUUAUGCUGAACUUGAAAAGUACUGAGGCUUCCUGUAGAGGUAAGUGUGCUUCGGUAGUGACAGCCCCUGGGCAGGGUCCCCCUUCCAGCCCCCCGUAGCUGGCACCCCCUAUGGCAAAGGUGCCUUUGUAACCAUAGCUGUGUGUUGCUCCCAUGCCCAGCCACGUUCUCCCAUGAAGCCCUGUCACUUGUUUUCAGGAAGCCCAACGCCAUCUCAUCACCACACGCCAUGCUCCUACAGCCCCUCUGCCAGUGGAAGUCUGUCCCAUACCUUCCUUUCCUCUCUCGGAACAGCGCACAGAUGCCCCCUUGCUGUUCUCUUUUCUCGCAGGUUCCAGUUGAGCACCUCUGACCCAGUUCUUAGUCCCAGCUGUCACCUCUUCCCACUGGGGACCCACAGUGAGGCAUGUAGCCCUGGCCAGGCUGUGCUGUACUGCCGUCUGAUGGGGUGGCAGAUCUGCUGUGUUCCUUCAGUCUGUCAGCUUGCCCUCUGCGUUGUUUUAGGGCUUAAUUAUUCCCCCGUCUCCCCUCAUUUUGCACCUGGCUUUAGUGGGAAGAUGGCAUUUGGCUGAACCGUAUAGAAACGUGGGAUGAGCAUGCAGGUCUCAGGGCCAGGAGGGCUGGUACUUGUGGGCCAGGCUAAGGGGAGAUGGGAGUGGCCUUGGGUGUCCCCAGGCACCCUGUCUGAUUUGGCCUUUACUCUCCCAAAAGCUGCAGUAUGACUCAAGGGUUUCUGACUUUGGCUUCCAGCAGUAAUUUGGUUUUGUGCCCGAGUUUAUUUUAAGAAUUUCCUGAAAACUCCUUGAAAGGUCUCUUCCUACUCCAGGCCUCUAACGUCUCGUCCCCCCUCACCCCGCUUUUUUUUUCCUGCUUCAAUUCACUUUUCAAUCUUAGGGGUCUGGUUUCCAAACCUGCAGGUGUGCACUGCCUGGCUGCAGAUGUACAGGCCCCAGGUAGUCGGGCCAGUUCGAGAGCUUCAGGUAAUCCCUGAGCAGGCUGGAGCUGUGGCUGCCGCCUGGUGGUUGGCUGCAGGGCUGGAGGAGAUGGAGCAGCCGGGUGAAGAUCCGUAAUGCUGUCGAUUUGGCAAAUACCGUUUGGAUCUGAUUUAAAUCUGCAACUUGCCUCUCUAGCCCAAGAAACGACCUGUACAUAGGAAAAUGAAGGCCUCUCUCUUUGUGCGGGAAGUGAGUUGUGCAGCUCCUCACCUAUUUAGAUGCAGUGUUUCUUGAAAGUUGAUUGUUAAUAAAAACCAAAUUUACACUGGCAUGUGUGGUGUAGUUUCUAACAGGCACUUCACAUUUGAAGUUUUUCUUAGGAAGUUUCUAGUUAUCUAAAUGUCUAGUUUUGUAUCCUUUUGUGUAUGUUCACUGUUUCUCAGUAUUACCACUUGAAUAAUUCUCUGUACAGGGGGCUUGUUUGUGCUAUACACAGGGGUGUCUAAUUGUAGCAAUAAAGCAUUUCUUGAAAAAGGA
Messenger RNA from Rhinolophus ferrumequinum (greater horseshoe bat), 5897 nucleotides. RefSeq names its product membrane associated ring-CH-type finger 8 (gene MARCHF8). Gene Ontology annotation, cellular component: late endosome membrane; early endosome membrane; cytoplasm. Gene Ontology annotation, molecular function: MHC protein binding; zinc ion binding; ubiquitin protein ligase activity. The transcript is spliced from 8 exons. Gene Ontology annotation, biological process: antigen processing and presentation of peptide antigen via MHC class II; protein polyubiquitination; immune response. The record is from RefSeq and is a predicted model, not a curated record. The coding region runs from base 718 to 2430 and encodes 570 amino acids. Lineage: Eukaryota; Metazoa; Chordata; Mammalia; Chiroptera; Rhinolophidae.